Messenger RNA from Coccinella septempunctata (seven-spotted ladybird), 619 nucleotides. Its product is annotated as glycine-rich selenoprotein-like. The record is from RefSeq and is a predicted model, not a curated record. The transcript is spliced from 4 exons. Gene Ontology annotation, cellular component: Golgi apparatus; endoplasmic reticulum membrane. Gene Ontology annotation, biological process: endoplasmic reticulum calcium ion homeostasis; calcium ion transport. NCBI's taxonomy places the organism in Eukaryota, Metazoa, Arthropoda, Insecta, Coleoptera, Coccinellidae. Bases 140 to 466 code for a protein of 108 amino acids.
CAUCCGUCAUCGGGAAAGUUCCAAAUUUCAAAUUCUGGAAAAAUUCACUGUCAAGAAUAUAAACGUCAACAUUUCAACAUAAAUACUAUUGUUGAAGAAUAUAAUAGGAAAAAACUCUGAUUCGUUUAACUGGUGAAAAAUGGUGUAUAUUGCGAGAGAUGGGACCGUUUGCGAAAACCCCCCAUGGGGUUUCAACAGGAUAGGCCAAAUGUUUUAUGGACUCGUUAAUUUCGUUGUGCUCUUUUUCCAAACGUUAGUUGGUCUUGAUACUUCUCCAAAAUCUACUGUAAAAUCGGGAGGCAGUUCAUUCAGAAGUGGUGGAGGUGGAGGAGGAGGCGGAGGAGGUGGUGGUGGAAGACCAUUUGGGCCUGGUGGUGGCGGAGGUGGUCCAAGAAAAUUCAUGACUUUAAGAGAUGUCAACCCUCCCACUAUUGGUGGUUGUGCUGGUGGUGCUUGCGGAAGAUGAAAUUAAAAAGCAUUUUUAAAUUGGUCUUAUUAACUUUAUAACAUAUGGCGUUGGCAAUUUAUUGUUUGAAAUGUGAACCCUAUAUUUUAUUGAUGAUUAAUUAAAAAUCAUUCCAUUCACUCAAAAUUUAUUUAUUAAAAAUCUGUGAUUCUA